This is a messenger RNA of Bubalus bubalis (water buffalo), 1889 nucleotides long. RefSeq names its product diphthamide biosynthesis 5 (gene DPH5). Gene Ontology annotation, biological process: protein histidyl modification to diphthamide. The transcript is spliced from 8 exons. The record is from RefSeq and is a predicted model, not a curated record. Gene Ontology annotation, molecular function: diphthine synthase activity. Lineage: Eukaryota; Metazoa; Chordata; Mammalia; Artiodactyla; Bovidae. Bases 160 to 1017 code for a protein of 285 amino acids.
UAGUGGCGGUGGGACGCGGGGUGCCCCAGACCGGAGCCUGCAGAAGCCACCCCUUUCAGCUAGUCGUGAAAUGCCGUAAAGCGGAGGCGCUUUGCGGCAUCGUAGGUGAGGCCGGCGGCGUGGAUCCUUUCUCCGGUCACCCUCCCCCUGUUAUUUGAGAUGCUUUACAUGAUUGGUUUGGGCCUGGGAGAUGCCAAGGACAUCACAGUCAAGGGCCUGGAAGUUGUCAGACGCUGCAGUCGAGUGUAUCUGGAAACCUAUACGUCAGUUCUGACUGUAGGGAAAGAAGUUCUGGAAGAGUUUUAUGAGAGAAAAUUGAUUCUUGCUGAUAGAGAAGAAGUGGAACAGGAGGCAGAUAAUAUUUUAAAGGAUGCUGAUAUCAGUGAUGUUGCAUUCCUUGUAGUUGGUGAUCCAUUUGGGGCUACAACACACAGUGAUCUUAUUCUAAGAGCAACAAAACUGGGGAUCCCUUACAGAGUUAUUCACAAUGCGUCCAUAAUGAAUGCUGUAGGCUGCUGCGGUUUGCAGUUGUAUAAGUUUGGAGAGACGGUGUCUAUCGUUUUCUGGACAGACACUUGGAGACCAGAAAGCUUCUUUGACAAAGUGAGGAAGAACAGACAAAAUGGCAUGCACACAUUAUGCCUACUAGACAUCAAAGUAAAGGAGCAGUCUUUGGAAAAUCUAAUCAAGGGAAGAAAGAUCUAUGAACCUCCUCGGUAUAUGAGUGUCAACCAAGCAGCCCAGCAACUUCUGGAGAUUGUUCAGAAUCAGCGAAUACGAGGAGAAGAACCAGCAGUCACCGAGGAGACACUCUGUGUUGGCUUAGCCAGGGUUGGAGCCGAGGACCAGAAAAUUGCAGCAGGCACUUUGCAGCAAAUGUCUACUGUGGACUUGGGAGGACCAUUGCAUUCCUUGAUUAUCACUGGAGGCAGCUUGCAUCCACUGGAGAUGGAGAUGCUAAGUCUGUUUACCAUACCAGAAAAUAGCUCUGAAUCCCAAAGCAUUGGUGGACUCUGAAUACAGGCAUUUUCUAUUGUGAGAUGUUAAUUUCAGUCAUAUAUACGCAUACACAUAUUUGUAUAACAAAUCAAACAGGUCUUUUGGUUUACCUAAUAAGUAUACAUUGAGUGACCAAAAAGAAAGAUAUUCCAACAGUGCUUGGUUUCCUGUGUCAAUGAGUUUUUACCCUGUGAUAUCAUCAGUUAUUGCUGCUAUUUUGGCAGUUUUUCAGGAUGAACAUACGUGGAACAGACCAAAUUGGAGAACUUACAGCUAGAUAGCCAUAGACAGAAUCAUUUAAAAGCAAUGUCUGUUUAUGAAACCAGUUUAUACAAGAUAGAACUUUCUUCUUUAAAAAGUCUGAUGUCCUGACUGCGAGAUACAUUGUCCUGACAGCAUGUGGUAUUAAUGCAUAUAAACAGAGAUGAGAAGAAUAUGUUACCAGCCAACAGUCCCACUUACUUAGGGCUCAGCUGAGCACACGCCACAGAAUGACAUCCUUUUGCUUUGCUUUGUCUUGUUUAGCUGACGUCCUAAUUAUGUGCCUCAUAUUCUGCUGUAUUUUGGAGGUUAUAUAAUUAUUGAAUUAUAAAUGUUCAGCCAGCCAUAUACAGUUGCUGUUUGGUUUUAAAUAGCAUCUUUCACAUCCACACUGAAAAGUGGAAAAUUUGCUGACUACAAAAUAAAAUUUUUAAAAAUUUAAGCUUGAAGACAACAAUAGAUUGGUCAAGAUUUGUCAUAUCACUUAACAGUUAAUAUGCCUCCAUAUGCAUGCAAGUAGCCACAUUCUUCUUCCUAGUUGUAAAUCACACUCCAUUUAUUAUGUUUCAUGACUAUGAAGUGUUACACUUUUUGUCAGUUCAAAAUAAAAAUAGCCUUGCUCCAUGGUA